Vitis vinifera (wine grape) is the source of this 1470-nucleotide messenger RNA. Its product is annotated as taxadiene 5-alpha hydroxylase. Gene Ontology annotation, molecular function: monooxygenase activity; oxidoreductase activity, acting on paired donors, with incorporation or reduction of molecular oxygen; heme binding. Lineage: Eukaryota; Viridiplantae; Streptophyta; Magnoliopsida; Vitales; Vitaceae. The record is from RefSeq and is a predicted model, not a curated record. Gene Ontology annotation, biological process: sterol metabolic process.
AUGGGAGUGAAUGGUGAAGAGUUAACGAGGAUGAGGACACUUGGAGCAGAUCCACAAUUGACAAGAUCUCUCAUGUUCCUCCAGAGGAGAAACAACAACCUAAGCAAGAAGAAACUACCUCCAGGGGAAAUGGGACUUCCUUGGAUCGGAGAGACGGUGGAAUUCUACAAAGCACAACGUAGAUAUCGAUUGUAUGAGGAGUUCAUUCAACCUAGGAUUGCAAAAUAUGGAAAAAUCUUUAAAACAAGCCUAAUGGGAUCACCAACAGUAGUGGUGAACGGAGAGGAAGCUAACCGCUUCUUUUUGUCAAACGAGUUCAAGUUGGUGAUAAGCUCAUGGACUUCUGCAUCGGUGCAGCUCAUGGGCAAGGACUCCAUCAUGGAGAAACAAGGGGUUCGUCGGAUUAUAGCUACAAGUCUCAGCUUUGCUGGGCUGGAGACUCUAGUGCCCAAGAUAUGCAACUCAGUUCAGUACCACCUAGAUACAAAAUAGCAUGGCCAGGACACCAUUAGCCUCUACCAUUCAACCAAAGUUUUGACGUUUACCAUUGUGUUUGAGUGCUUGUUAGGGAUCAAUGUAGAGCCGGAAAUGAUACAAGUUUUUUAGAGGGUGUUGGAGGGGGUAUUUUCUCCACCCGUUAAGUUUCCUGGCUCUAGGUUCUCGAGGGCAAAGAGAGCAAGGCAGGAGAUAGAAAAGAUGUUGGUUGAGAUAGUGAGAAAGAAGAGGCAAGAGAAGAAGAAAAGGGUAGAGGAAGGUGAGGAGGGAGGGAUUUUACUAUCAAGGUUAGUGGCUGGACUGAUUCGAGGGGAGAUCAAGGAGGAGGUUGUGGAUAAUGUGGUAUUGCUAGUAUUUGCAGCUCAUGACACAAUUUCAUUCACUAUUGCCAUGACAUUUAGAAUGUUGGCUCACCACCCAACCUGCUAUGAUCUUCUUCUGCCAGAACAUGCUGCUUUGAUGAACAACAAAGGACCGGGCCAGAAUCUAGCAUUGGAAGACAGAGAGAAGAUGAAGUAUACCUGGCAAUAAGUUGCUCGUGAAAGCAUGCGACUGUUCCCUCCAAUUGGCUCCUUCAGAAAGGCAAUUGUCGACAUUGAAUAUGAAGGAUACACCAUUCCCAGAGGAUGGAAGGUUCUAUGGACAGCCUAUGGAACGCAUUACAAUCCCAAGUAUUUCGGAGAUCCUUCCACUUUUGAUCCAAGCAGAUUUGAAGACGCCGUGCCACCAUAUGUUUUUGUUCCAUUUGAGGGAGGACCAAGGGUGUGUGCAGGGUACCAACUUGCUAAGCUAAAUAUCCUCAUCUUCCUGCAUUUCGUUGUCACUCACUAUGAUUGGUCCUUACGCUAUCUUGAUGAACCAAUCACCAUGGAUCCCCUCCCAUUCCCUUUCCAAGAAAUGCCCAUCAAAAUUUCUCCUAAGCCAAUAAUAUAAAGCAACAAACAAGAUUGCAGUUUGUACACUUUGUACUUGUAC